Messenger RNA from Anastrepha obliqua, 6321 nucleotides. It is a transcript of the gene mtd, whose product is annotated as TLD domain-containing protein 2. The record is from RefSeq and is a predicted model, not a curated record. Gene Ontology annotation, cellular component: nucleus. The transcript is spliced from 20 exons. Gene Ontology annotation, biological process: response to oxidative stress. The coding region runs from base 354 to 4358 and encodes 1334 amino acids. NCBI's taxonomy places the organism in Eukaryota, Metazoa, Arthropoda, Insecta, Diptera, Tephritidae.
AAAAAAAAAACGAAAAUUUGUUUUAGAAAUGUGACUUACAUAAGUGAGUGUGUGUGUGUUUAAUUCCUGCGAUCUGAAAUAAACAACAAAACUCAACGACAAAUCUUACUGGUGGUGUUGUUGAAAAUCAAUUGCCCUAAAAGAAGAUACAGAAACUCAAACUAAUUGCGACGAAAACAAAAACGUUUAAAAGAUUUUUCACUUCAAUUUUUUUCUGAACAACGAAAAGGACGUUACGUGAAAAAACAGCAAAAACACGAUCGACAUUGAUUAAUUGUUAAUCAAAAGUUUAACUCAUUAACCUUGACCUAACUAACUUUGACCGCCGACAGUUUCGUGUACGUUCGUCCAAGAUGAGCUUAAUCGAAAGCGGACGUUAUCGGUUGCGGAAAGAUUGGGCCAGCGCCUCCAUACCGUCAUUGGUCGAUAUCGAUGAGCAUGUGAGCGAUGAAGUGGAGAAUUCAAUAAACAUCACCACGCCACUACCGCCACCAAAGCCACCGCGACGCAGCUCAUUGGCCUUGGGCUUGUUCUCCAGCAAAGGCGACAAGAGCCAGAAGAGACGCAGUUCGAUUGCAGUCUCAUUUCUGCGGCGAGACACUAAUAAGAGCUCAACCAAAGAUUCAUAUGAAUCAGUUGUGAAACACGAAAAGAGUGAUGGCUCAACCUUACCGGUUAGUUCUGAACUUAUAUACAGCUCGGAGGAAAGUGUGCGCGCCUCCUCGCCUAUGGAACCGGGCAAAGUGACCUAUUUCGAUGAUGGCUCCACUCUGAGACCCAUAGUGAAGGGCAUAAAUAAUCCUUAUGAUUCGCCCGUCGACAAAGAGCGUAAUCGUCGACGACGCAGCUCACUGCAGGCAAAAUUGGAGCGACAUCGCCGCAAAAACAACGACAUUAGUCAACUCAGCAUUGACACCAGCAUGCCGAGCAGCUCACAAAGUGGAUUGACCAAUGGCAGUAUGGCUGGCAAUGGCAAUGGUAUGGGCUCAUCUUCGGGCGAUCUUUCGUACGGUGAAACCGAUCCAAAUCACUCGCCAUAUUUUCCGCGUCAAAAACGUCAUUCAUGGUGGAAUAUCUUCGUGCCCGAGAAUUUGAAGAGCAGGUCACGUAGGGCUAGUCAAGAUGUUUCGCUUAUGUCACGCAGUGUUGACAAUUUAGCCGUGCCAGUGCGUCGGAGCAAAUCACGUAGCGUUGAUCACGGCUUAGCUGCCCCAUUCGAUUUGGACUCACUGCGCUCCAAGGUGGAAGGACGCUUCGAAAGUGUCGAUCGAUUGACAAAUGAGCGCAAAAAGUCAUCGUUGCCCACCAUACCAACCAUAUCCUAUACGGUCGGAAAUCGUGAUACCCUGACUUCGGUGGCCGCACGCUUCGACACCACACCUUCAGAGUUGACACACAUCAAUCGUUUGAACAGUUCAUUCAUCUAUCCGGGCCAACAGUUGCUGGUACCGGAUAAGAGUGCGGCAGCCAAGAGUGAUUCUGUUAGCGGCAGUGCGACUGGUAUCGACGAGAAGGGCUCCAACGCCAGCAUUUCGGGCAAAUCGAGCCCCAUCGAACGCAAGUUAUCAUCUACCGACGAGCAAAAUGAUGAGAACGAUAUACUUGAAGGUCUUCGCCCGGGAUCACCAAAGCCGGGACACAUUGAACGCGUCGACUCCACAAAGAGCGCCGACAACGCACAGACCGAUGCCAACAAGAGUGAUGAUCCUGUCAUCACACAACGUUUCCUCAAAAUCAAUGUACGCCAUAUCACCGAUGGACAAGGUGUUGUCGGUGGUGUCCUUUUGGUCACACCCAAUGCCGUUAUGUUCGAUCCGAACGUUUCUGAUCCGCUAGUAAUUGAACAUGGACCAGAGAGUUAUGGUGUAAUUGCACCAAUGGAAUUGGUCGUCAACGCGGCAAUCUUUCAUGAUAUAGCGCAUAUGCGCGUGUCAGGCGGUGUGAAUACUGAGCAAAAUGAAAAUGCCGAAAUCUACUAUCCAAAAGCAGUAUUAGAAGCGCAACAGGCUAAAGAGGCCAAGGAGGAAGAGGCGGGCGAAGAGGAUGGUGGUUCGGCCAAACAACGCGCGGAAGGUGGUUCGAUGGAAACAUGUGACGAUCAGGAAUCUUUGUGCUCGCACACGGGCGAACGUGAUAAAGAUGACGAGAAGGGUGUGGAAGCCAAAGAAAGUGCUAAGACUGAUAAUGAUGAUGAUGAUGGUGCGAAAACCAAUAAAACUGCUGACGAAGCUGACGCUGAUGAUAUGAAGAAAAGCCUUAAUCUAUCCGAUACGCGUACCACUCUGGAGGAACGACGCAAAAGCCUAUUGGACCAUCACUGGGCCAUACCAAGCAAGGAUCGAUCAUCGGAAGACGAGGGCGACAACGAAUCGCAAACGACCAUCGAUAGUGGCGCUCGUGGGCAGGAUCCACACUCGGCCACCUCCUCGAUCAGCGGUGUUGGUGCAGUCAGUGGUGUCGGUGUGAGCGUGCCUGGCGGUUUGGCUCCCGCCGAUCUCGAACAUUUGGAAGAAUUAUCGAAGCAAUCAUGCUACGAUUCUGGCAUCGAUAUACGCGAACCCAUACCAAAUUUGCAGCCCAUACCAAAGAAGACCGUCUACAGUGACGCCGAUAUUGUGCUGAGCUCCGACUGGGUGCCGCCGAAAACCAUCUCACCGUCAUUGAUGAGCGAAUCGCCGCCGCGCAGCUCCGUGCUGAGCGCACAAAGUCUCGACGCGGGCUCGGGUGCAGGUGGUGGACGUAAGAAGACCUCUAGCGUUAGCUUCAGCGUUGACGACAACAAUGGCGAGCAACAAGCUGCUGCGGCAGUGGCGGCAUCGGCGGCGGCGACAGCCAAUCAGAGUGACAAGAAUGCCGAAAAGAAAAAUAAAAUGUUGAAACGCUUAUCGUAUCCAUUGACAUGGGUUGAAGGUCUCACUGGCGAAGCAGGUGGCCCUCCGGGCACUGGUGGAAGCCUCGGCAAGUCAGCGGAUUCUGAAUCGGCGCCCAAUACGGGCGAUUCGAAUCAGAGCGUAUUUUCGAAAGUAUUCUCAAGUUCACCCAUCACUUUGGUCUCAGAGUUGGGUGGUAAUUUAUUUUCAAAAACACCGUCCGAAGACUCUGGUGGCUCACCAGUGCCACCACUGACUCCGCAUUCAACUCAUUCCGAGGGUCAUAUUUCCACUGGACGCUCAUCGAUUGGCACAUUUAUGCGUCCACAAUCGUCGGAGGGCACUGCUUCCACAACGAAAUUGAAGGAUGUUAAACCGCAACCCAAAUUAGAUUACCGAUCGAUGGUAUCAGUUGAUGACAAACCGGAGUUGUUCAUUAGCGUUGAUAAAUUGAUACCACGACCGGCUCGCGCCUGCCCGGACCCACCAUUGUACUUACGCCUACGCAUGGGCAAGCCCACUGGCAAGGCAAUACCGCUACCGACCUCUGUUAUGUCGUAUGGUAAAAAUAAACUGAGACCUGAAUACUGGUUUAGUGUACCUAAAAAUCGCGUCGAUGAAUUGUAUCGCUUCAUAAACACCUGGGUGCAACAUUUGUACGGUGAAUUGAACGAAGAGCAAAUCAAGGCGCGUGGCUUUGAGCUUAUCCAAGAUGAUACCGAGUGGACGAAGAGCGGCACCACUAAGGGUGGUCGCAGCGGCAGUCAAGAAAAUGAGGAGAUCAGUGACUUGACACGCGAGUCGUGGGAGCUUAUAAAGGCGCCCUUCGCCAAGACCUACAACAUUAUAAAAACGGCAAAGCAUGCCGCAUCGCAUGAAAUGGAUUUGUUGAGCGGCGAGGUGUUGUCUAUGAGCACAGAUGAUUACCGCAAGGCGUCAUUAUUUGCUACCGGUUCCUUUGACCUGGAUUUCCCCAUACCAGACCUAAUUGGCACAACAGAAAUCCUCACAGAAGAGCAUCGUGAAAAACUUUGUGGACACCUACCUGCACGUGCUGAAGGCUAUUCGUGGUCAUUGAUUUUCAGCACAUCCCAGCAUGGCUUCUCGCUGAAUUCGCUCUACCGAAAGAUGCAGAAACUCGAAAGUCCAAUCCUAAUUGUCAUACAGGAUACAGAUAAUAAUGUGUUUGGCGCAUUAACGUCCUGCUCCCUGCACGUCUCCGACCACUUUUACGGCACCGGUGAAUCGCUAUUAUACAAAUUUAAUCCCAGCUUUAAAGUGUUCCAUUGGACCGGCGAGAAUUUAUAUUUCAUUAAAGGCAAUAUGGAGAGUUUGUCAAUUGGUGCUGGAGAUGGUCGAUUUGGUCUUUGGCUGGACGGUGACCUCAAUCAGGGACGAUCACAAUCCUGCAGCACAUACGGGAAUGAGCCACUCGCACCGCAAGAAGACUUUGUUAUCAAAACACUCGAAUGCUGGGCAUUUGUUUAAAAUUUUCUGGUAGAAAUAUUAUAUAUAGAAAAGUAACUAAAACUAUAUUAAUUAGAAAACAACUAUAAAGGCAAACAAGCAAGCAAGCAAGCCACAAUUAUCUUUGUGUAUCACCCAUUAUAACAAAAGUUUAAGCAAAUACAAAAACAGAACCUAAGUGAAACUUCUCAAAGUGGAGCAGCAGAAUUGAAAACACAAGCAGCCAUUAAUACGCAGCGAGCGGCAACUGUGGCACGCUGCGGCGAGGGCAAUAAUUCGUAUCUGCAAUAAAUAAUAAAUACCUAAAUACAAUUAUAUAUAUAACCUAGUAAUAUUAUAAUUAAUUAAUAAGUGCUGAUGAUGAGCAAGUUGUUUAGAUAAAAGAAGAAGGAAUUGUUAUUAUUUUUAUACAUAUUGAUAAAUUUCAUGUGUGUGAAGAACAUUUUUCACCCAUACAUGUAACGCAACAUAUAACGAUAGCCUUAAAAUCACACAUGUAAACACACAUAAUCCCUAGAGGAGAAGAAAAAAUGCAAUGCAUACAAUUAUACACAUACACAUACAACUUUAACAUAUAUCAUAAACAUAGAAAUUAUUUUAUGCGAAUCGUAUACAUUCAUAUUUACAUAAAUGCAGUGUCAUUACUUGAUUUAAGUUGUUCCAUUUUAAGGCUACAAGAAAAAUGUAAAGGUCGACUUUUCAAAAAUCGAUUGCUCUACAAUAGUUCGUAAAAGCCCUUCUCUAAGUAGACUAACUGUGACGCAAAUUCGCAAAGAAUUAGCUUGAAUUGUAUUUUGCUUGCACGCACGGGAAAUCUGCUUUAAGAGGCCGAGAUUUGAUAGGCAAAUGUUGUUUUGAAGAGAGCGACUAUUUAGUUUAAAAAUGUAUUUAAUCAAAUUAUUGUUGCGAAUCGUGCAGCGCAGAAUUUUUUUAUUGAAUUGUGCGCAAGAGGAAUAGUAUUAAAAAUAUUUUGAAAUAAAAUUGAGAAAAGCUCCACAAAGGGCUAUAGUAAAUUGUUGAAUGAAAAAGUGUUUAAUUAUCAUUGGGAUUCUAACUAAUUUAGAAUGUGUCGAAAAAAGUGUACAACAUAAAAAAUUAAAUAAGUAAAUAAACAUGAGAAGCGGUAAAACCGUCAUACGCAACGCAGCAAAUAGCGCGUUUCGAAUUUCUGUGUAAUUAAUUCGUUCUUCAGCUGAGUACCAGGGGAUUUGUGCAACUCAAAUUCGAACACUUUUAAAUUGACCCAACCCAACUGUAACCCAAUUAUUUUAGAGUUAAUACAAAAUAAAGAAUAUAUAAAAUGGUAUAUAUAUGUAUAUAUAUAAAUGGUUAUUUAGAGACCCAGAGCAGAGACGUAAUAUAUGCUGUUGCAUCCAGAGCUUUGAGAAGACAGAACAUACACACACUUACAUGCAUACAUAUGAGACAGGAAGUUGAUUUUUGGUGGUAACAAUGAAAUGAAUUAUAAAAAAAUGUAAAUAGAAAUGUUGCAAUAACAAAAUCUUUACAAAAAAAUAAAUAAAAAUUGUGAGCCAGCUGUUAAAAAGGCGUGUUGAUUGCGUAGUAGUUUAGGUUUUAAGUUAAUGAGCGAAAUACACAUAAUUAAACUAAUUUGUAUCUUUAUUAUAACUGUAACUAUUAUUAUUAUUAUUUAAUUGUUAUUAACGUGCAAAUUUUGAAAAUUGUCGUCUUGUAUUUUUGUUCGUUUACUUAUUUUCUGCUUAAUAUUAAUUUGUAGUGAUUUAAUACGACGUUCAUGUUUAAUUAAUUAUUCGUCGUCCAAUGAUUACAAACAAGGAGCAGAAUUAUGAAAAAUAUACAAAAACUUAAAUCAACAAUAGGAAAACAAACAAACAAACAAAAAACUCAAAUCGCUAACCGCAAAUAAUGAGUAUAUCCAACAAUUAUCAUGUGAAUGAGUAAAUGAAAAAUUCAAAAAUACAUUAUUUACAAACAAAAACAAUUACAAAACAAAGAAACACAA